This is a messenger RNA of Python bivittatus (Burmese python), 1279 nucleotides long. The record is from RefSeq and is a predicted model, not a curated record. NCBI's taxonomy places the organism in Eukaryota, Metazoa, Chordata, Lepidosauria, Squamata, Pythonidae.
GAUCAAGAGUCUUUUCAAGAGGGAUAUCACUUACCCCCAGAAUAUGAAAUCUCUUCCGAUGAAACAGAAGGGCAAAAUGAAGUUCAUCUGAUUCGGGCCCAAGGCCUGCCAUAUGACUGCACUGAGCAAGAUGUUCUCAACUUUUUUUCAGGGUGCAAGGUCCGAAGUGGUGUGGAGGGCAUCCAUUUCCUCUUAUACCGAGAUGGCAAGCGCAGAGGAGAUGCUAUAGUUGAACUGGAGUCAGAACAGGAUGUGCUGAAUGCCUUGAACAAACACCGGAAAUACCUGGGCCAGCGCUAUGUGGAAGUUUUUGAAAUACGUAAUAAGGAUGUUGAUGUCCUAAUGAGGAGCCUGAAGUUCCGUUCAGCACCCGUAAACAAUGAUGGAGUGGUACGACUGAGAGGUCUGCCCUACCGUUGCUCUGAAGUAGAUAUUUCAGAGUUCUUCUCAGGUUUGACUAUACAGGACAUAGUAUUCGUUUUUGACUACGAAGGAAGGAGGAAAACGGGAGAGGCAUUUGUACAGUUUGCAACACCAGAAAUGGCUAAUAAAGCUUUGUUGAAGCAUAAGGAAGAAAUUGGGAAUCGUUAUAUAGAAAUAUUCCCGAGCCAAAAGAGUGCAAUUCGAACACACAGUGACUUUUUCCGGUAUAAGAAGAUGAUGGUAUCUCCUGUUCCAAAACAAUGUUCUGAAACUAUUUUUGAGGAAAGCAAGUUGAAUGAGGUCUCGAAGCCCAGUUCAGCAUAUGAAAAUGAAAACAAAAGUGAGGCUUUUAAGCAAGUAUUUGAAAAGGAUGUGGCUGAAUCAGGAAGUUUCUCCUCCCCGUACUUUGUUCACCUGAGGGGGAUGCCUUUUCAAGCAACAGCACAAGAUAUUAUACAUUUUUUUGCUCCCUUAAAGCCUGUGAGGAUCACAAUGGAAUAUAAUUCAAGUGGUCAAGCGACCGGAGAAGCAGAUGUGCACUUUGAAACACACACAGAUGCAGUUGCAGCCAUGGCCAAGAACAAGUUUAAAGUCCAGCAUAGAUAUAUUGAAUUAUUUCUGAAUUCAUCACCAAGCAGAAAAUAGAGCAGCCCGUGACAAUGGUAUAAUUCCCAAAGUUUAGACAAAAUCAAGAUGCAUUUCAUCUGCACAUGUUCCUAGAGCUGGGCUACUGUUGUUUUCCCUCCCUGAAUUGUCUUUCAAAGAAAAUCCAGCGGCUGCGUCUGAAACCCUUAACAAAAUGUUUGUGCAGGAUCUGUUUUAUGUAAACCAAAAUUAAAGUUCAACUGUACUUAAA